Molecule: messenger RNA, 5491 nt
Organism: Lineus longissimus
Lineage: Eukaryota; Metazoa; Nemertea; Pilidiophora; Heteronemertea; Lineidae
Product: DDB1- and CUL4-associated factor 1-like
Exons: 27
Coding region: 123-4409 (1428 amino acids)
Biological process (GO): protein ubiquitination
Cellular component (GO): nucleus; Cul4-RING E3 ubiquitin ligase complex
Molecular function (GO): protein binding
Source: RefSeq, a predicted model, not a curated record
UGACUAAAUUACAAACAUUGCACGUUUUUCUCAUUUUAAUUUUAGUUUCGUGUGAUUUCACCACUAUUUCAAAGAAAUAAAUCAUAAAUGAUAUUGAAAGGUGUUUAAUUGCAUCUAUCAUCAUGGCGGCUGUAGAUUCUACUACUGAGUUGAAUUCUCUGCUGGAGCAGUGGACUCAAGAGAACAACGGUAUAGGGAUCAGUCCCAUUCCAGUACUGACUAGACUGGCAGAAUUGAUUGAAAAAGAAACUGAGGCAUACUUUAAGAUGGAUCCAGAUCCUUUUGAUGAUCGCCAUCCUGGAAGGGCCGAUCCAAAAUGUGGUCUUGGACACUUGUUAAAGUGCCUAUUCAAAAAUGAUGACUUCAUGAAUAAGAUUGUGAAUACAUACUUGCUGUGUCCCAGAGACCAAGAAGCGUUGCAGACAGCCGCUUGUCGUAUAUUACUCGACAUCUUGCCUGGACUCGAGACUUCCGUCGUUUUCAAUGAAAAUGAUGAGAUUGUCCGUCGUCUGCUCCACUGGGCUGAAGUCGCUGAUGAACCACUCCGAUCGUACGCCACAGGGUUACUGCCUGGUGCGAUGGAAGUCCAAGAUAUUGCAGCAAGUUUCAGGGAGAGCAAUGCCAGGCUGGUACCAAUCAUGAUAGCCCGUCUUCACAAGCUAUGGGAGGAGAAGCAGAAUGAGAUGAACGCAGCGCUAGGGCGACCAUUUGCUGGAAUAGGGAAGGAUGGGAUGGAGAGGGAGGUGGGGAGUGGAGAUGCACCAAGACACUUGCGAAUAUUACCACAGAAAUCAGAUGUUGGCACCAGCCCUGAAAAGAGUAGGGUGCGGCGAGGUAGCUUCUCAAAUGAAAACAGCAGCAGUUGGGCCGAGAUGCAGCCGUAUGUGAUUGGCUCGCACUGUAUGGAGCCAUUGUCAAUCGACAUGAGGAUGAGGCUAAUUGUUCAGUAUCUUGCCCCUAUGGGUGAAUAUCAAGAGCUGCUUAGCUCCAUGUUUGAAUGUGAUGCAAUAAGCCUGAUCUAUAACCUCAUCGAUCUCAAGAAGAAUAAAGAUAUUCGACUUGCAUUUGAUGGUUUGAGGUUCCUUGCAUCUCUUCUCUGCCACAAGAAGUUUGCCAUCAAGUUCAUCCAGUCAGAAGGUGUGCAGCGUCUGCUGGGAGUUUACCGACCUUCCAUGGCUGCCACAGGCGUGUCUCUCUGCCUCUAUUAUCUGGCCUACUUUGAGGAUGCAAUGGAGAGGGUUUGUUUGUUACCAGAGCACAUCCUCAGCGAUCUAGUCAACUAUGUCCUCUGGCUGUUGGAAUGUUCUCACCAGUCGGGUCGUUGCCAUGCCACCAUGUUCUUCAGUGCUUCAUUUCAAUUCCGUGUCAUUCUCAACCUGUUCGAUGCUCAAGAUGGCCUCCGUCGAAUGUUCAAUGUGAUGAGUACCCUUAAGAUCUUGAGUACUGAUGAGACUGACCCCCAGAUGUCAGAGGAUGAGGUGUUUGUGAGUCGUCAAGCUGCAAGGCACGUUUGUGUUGGGCUCAAGAAAUACUUCGAGGCUCAUUUAGUCAUUAAGACGGAUGAGUUGCGGCGCUCUCAUGCCAGGAGAGAAGGGGGUUCUCCGAUACCUGCUGAAAUACCUGCCUAUAAGUCUGCUCAGCAUUCUCCAGAUGUCCUUUUGGACUACACAGAGUUAUUAUUAGAAUGUCUUCCACUUAGAAUGCACUGGAAACCCGUGUCUGAUUUCAUCAAACUCGACGGCAUUACGUUGCUUCUACGCUUGAUUGCCAUAGCCGAUGAGUGGACACAAUACACAGGAAAAGGGCCAAACUAUGAGCGACACGUGGCAGAGACUAUUAGAAGCGCACUUGAUGCUUUGGCUGUCUGUACGGUUAGUCCAAAAACUCAGGUCCAGUUGUGCGAUUCCAUACCCCUUCCUGAGAACACCAUGACUCCAGCUAUUAGCAUUCUGCUGGGGGUUGCUGAAGGCGAGGUUUUUCUGGAUUCUGACGUACAGAGAUCAGCAUUGAAUGUGAUCAUUAACUGUGUGUGUGGACCACUGUCCAGGAUUGGUGGCAACGUAGUGCGCUUCAUGACAGGAAGUGCCAAGAAGAGAACGCUGGGAAGAACUGAUGACAUCAUUGCUAAAAUGUGGGAUUGUGUACGCUCAAAUAAUGGCAUCAUGGUGCUCCUAAAGUUACUGAUGAUAAAAACUCCUAUCACCGAAGCUGAUUCGAUACGAGCGUUGGCAUGCCGUGCUCUACUCGGUUUGUCCCGUGACGAGAAGGUGAAGCAGAUCAUCGGCAAGCUGUCAUUGUUCAACAACGGGCAGCUGCAGAUGCUAAUGAAGGAACCAGUUCUUCAAGACAAGAGACUCGAACAUCUUAAGUUCUGUAAAUAUGCUACAGAAUUGAUUGAGCGAGUCUCUGGGCGGUCAAACAGCGCAAAUUAUGAUGCGUCGUUGGAAAAGAUUAGGAAGGCUGACAUUGUUGCUCAAACAAAGAUCACAUACGAUGACAAGGAACUAUUACAGCUGAUGUACGAUCAUCUGACUGAAAGGGGUUUAGUGACGUCUGCUCAAGCGUUACAGACCGAGGCAAACUUGCCAAAGAUUGCACCAACUCCUGUGCUUCCUGAAAAUCCUUGCAUUUAUUCCACACCCAAGGCAUUGAUGAGGCAGAUGAGUAGUCCAAUGGGACAUAGUAUGAGUUCCUUGUCACACGGUGGGACACCGGUUGCUGGGACGUCCUCAGGGUCUCGGAAAGAACCCACCACACCUGGAACUUCUAGCUCAAUCAAAGUUAAUGUUAUCCAUCCCAAAGUACAGACUCCUCAGAAGGCGCCUAAUCCUAUCCAUAAGAUCAUGAGAGAGAAAAUGGAAUCAACACCAGCCACCCCUGUCCUCAAACGUAGCAAACCGUCGAUCACGUUAGACAAGAUAGUGACUGAGUACUUGAGAAAGCAACAUUCCCUGUGCGUCAAUCCAAUGGUAACGUGUCCUCGGUUCUCUUUACUAGAGCCACAUAGGUGUCCAAUAUCAAUGCACAGGAAAACGGCACCCUAUAAUAUCACAUCAAGACUCUUCCAACGUUCUGUUGAUCCGUUAUACGGUGGCCCACACGGGGCCAAGUGGGACAGGAAAUAUCUAUACAGUCGAUUCCGGCCAAUCAGGACAUACCGUGAUACUGAGGAAGAUGGGUGCUUCUCUUGUUGUGCAUUUUCUGCUUGUGAGCAAUAUCUCAUCCUGGGUACUUACGCAGGAGAACUGAAACUCUAUAACGUCCAGACAGCUGAGGAGCAUACAUAUGCCAUCUGUCACAACUCACCGCUAUCUCACUGCCAACCAUCCAAGGAUGGUAAACUGGUGCUAACAUCAUCAUCAUGGGGGACACCUCAGUCAGCGUUGUGGUCAUUAGGUCAAGAAAUCGUUCUCAAGUAUGCAUUUGAUGACGAUAACUACACAGAAUUCAGCAAACUUUCUCAGGACAGAAUUAUCGGAACGAAGAAUGAUGCUGCUCAAAUCUACGAUGUUCAAACAGGGGCAAAAAUUGUCCAAUUUCACGACCCUGAUAAAUCGAAUAAUUAUAUGCGGAAUCGUGCAACGUUCAGUCCAUGUGAUGAUCUUGUCUUGUCGGAUGGCUUAUUAUGGGAUGUACGGAGUCGAAGACUGGUGCAUAAGUUCGACAAGUUCAACCCUGAUAUCAGUGGACAGUUUCAUCCAAUGGGGCUGGAGAUAGUCAUCAACACCGAAGUCUGGGACAUGCGUUCAUUCGCUUUACUGCGGACGGUGCCAGCUUUGGAUCAGUGCCAGAUCAUGUUCAACAAUGCAGGCACAGUCAUAUAUGGAGCUAACUUUCCAAUGGAAGAGUUUGACGAUCUUGAAGAUGGGAAAGAAAGAAGUCCACUUGGCUCGUCGUUCAGAACCUUCGACGCCACAGACUACACAAACAUUGCGACGAUCGAUGUGAAGAAGAAUGUGAUAGAUCUGUGUACGGAUCAGUCGGACUGUUACCUGGCUGUUGUGGAGAAUGUGAAGUCACCGGACACGCUAUCGGAAGAGAGCGUGUGUCGUCUGUAUGAAGUUGGUCAGCUUAGGGAUGAGGAAGAUGACCAGGUUGAAGAAGAAGAUGAGGAGGAAGAGAUGGAGGAUGAUGACGAAGAGGAUGAUGAUGAUGACGACGACGAUGAUGACGAUGAUGUAGAGGUGGAGUUGCUUGAUGACGAAGACUUUGAGGAUGGAAGCAGUGCCAGUGGGAAUGAUGAUGAUGAUGACCAUGAUUCCGACCAGACAGACAGUUCAGAUAGCAACCUUGCUCCUCAGGAUGGAGAACAGACUCCACAAGCAGCUGUGGACGCAGUAUUUAGACAUCCAAACCCGCCGAGAUGGACGCGUGUUUUUGAUCAGUUGGUGAAUCGUCAAUCGACGUAGCAUUUAAUCUAAUGGACCUAUGUCUUUAUUACAGGACCAUCUGCUUCUCAGUUGGGUGACACAAACAUUUCAUUAAUACUCAGGUAAAAGGGAAUAAUUUGAGCACUAUGUGUUUGAGGUGGAAGAGAGCGAGACAAAUAAUAUAAAAUAUGCUGAGUAACUUUUGAAGGUUUGAUUUGGCUUGCCCAUGCACUCUUUCACUCUAUCAAGCUAGAUUAUCACUGUACUACGCUUAGAUGAAGUGCAUUCAUACCUCACCAGCCACUAGUCGAUCUGGGGCUCACUAAAACGCCUGUCUCUGUCAGUUGUUAACAAAAUUUUUGACCCCUGUAUUGUAAUAUAUUUAUUUGUACGGAAACACUUUAUUCAGUAACUGUGACCUUAAUGAAUUGUCACUGUUCUUAUGAACUGGCAUAAUUUUUUGAUUUAUGUGAUGAUUAUAUAAUUUGAAGUUUGCCCUGCUGUUAAUGGUAGAGCCUUCUUCUCCUGAUCACUUUAUGUCAGUGUGCCAGUGGUUUGCACAAAAAUCUUCAAUCUGUGUCAAUGGAUGUGUUUUGUUAUCUAACAGCAUUAACCAAAAGUCCUUGAUAUUUGAUUUGCUUUCUCAAUGAUAUGUAGUCCAACCUGGGACCUAGGUCAACGUACCUGGAAUAGGUAUGGAUUCUAAUUUCGUUCCCGAACUCCAACCGGUCUGAUUGAGAUUCAUUGUUGGCAACAGUUUGCAUUUAUAAGAUUUUGUGUUCAGUUCCUUCAUGCCCAUUGUGAAUGUUUUUCGCAGACCAAUUGGUGAAGUCGUUGGAUCGACACUAAAACCCAUAGACAUAUAACAAAUUAACAAUGAAACAUUUAUUGAAUGAAAACCACUGGUAUAAAGUUCAGCUACUCAACAGUCUCAUUUCAUUUUCACACUGAUAUUUAACAAGAAUGCAGACCAACAACUAUAUUCUCUUUCAUUAAAGGCAUUAUAUUUUUGUAAAUUCAUGUACAAUAUUUUAAAGAUUGGUAAAUUGUGUCUCUAAUAAAGUGAAUGCAUGUUUAUCAUUUAUAUCGUAUUGCAAUAAAUAUUUUUGAUUGUGCUGUAA